Corylus avellana is the source of this 642-nucleotide messenger RNA. NCBI's taxonomy places the organism in Eukaryota, Viridiplantae, Streptophyta, Magnoliopsida, Fagales, Betulaceae. The record is from RefSeq and is a predicted model, not a curated record.
AUGAGACGAAACGAUGUAGUCUUCGGAGGUUCUAUGAGUUCACCUCAGACCUUGGUUUGGAGGCAUACCCAAGCGAGGGAAGAAUUUCAAGCCGCUUUGGUACAGCGAGAGACGCCUAUACCAGAUCGCGUGGAUGCUUCCCCAGGUACGUGGAGGUUGCCGAACCCGGGCUGGGUUAAGGUGAAUUGGGACGCAUCCCUGGAACCAAGGAGUGGCAUCAUGGCGUGGGCUGUGGUGAUCCGCGAUCAAAGGGGACAGCUAAUAGUGGCUAAGUGCAUGUCUCGUCAGGGCCAUCUAACCCCUUUAGCUGCAGAAGCUUAUACAGCUUUGAUGGCGACCAAACAGUGCAAGGCUAUGGGCCUACAGAAUAUACACUUUGAGGGAGAUGCUAAAGCAGUGGUGGAUGCUGUUAAUAGUGCCGAAGAAGACAGAAGUAAGGUGGGUCAUAUAAUAGAAGAUAUAAAAUCUGAGGUCCAGUCUUUUGUACGAUGGAAGAUGACCUUUAUUAGGCGAGAAGGAAAUAAUGUAGCCCACGUUUUAGCUAAGUAUGCUUCACAUCAUGCUCUAAAUAAUACGUGGCAGGAACCACCAGACUGUAUACGUGAUUUAAUACUGCUAGAGUCUUCCGCUCUAGUUCAGUGA